AUGAAGGAACAUGAUGCGGCUUCCCACGACUCAUCUGUACCAAUCGUCAAACAGCGGUCACAAAACAGCUCAACAGGUCGCCAAACACAACCUACAUAUGCAGUAAUAAGUGUUGAUGAUAUUUGUCAUCAAGUUGACCUUAUACAAUACCCACCAAAUGGAAAUCAGUUCUACAGCAUACCAAUAGUAGAAGACUUUUUGAACUGCUUUAUUUUCAAAGCUCUAUUACAUUCACAUGCCUUUGAUUCUUUUUGUGCAGGGUGUGAAUCUCGCUCUGCUACUUACAAAGCCUCCAACAGAAAAAAGUCUCAAAAGGUCAAUUUCAAAUUUGAACCAGCAGAAAAUAAGGCAGUGCGGCAGGACAUGCCAGAGAUAGAUUGUGACUUUAUGAUGCAAGUGGCAGUAAUGUCUGAUGAACAACCUGCAGAUAAAGACUUCAAGAAUCGCAUGAAGAGCAUUGUCAAGAUUGUUUGUAAAUUCAAUACUCUCAUUAAAUUUGUUGAUGAUUAUGUUAUUGAAGCAAUAGGGUCAAGUGCUUCUCAAAUGAAGGAGAGGGUUUUGAUCAGUGUGUCCAAUACAGCAGUCCCAGAUGACAUAACCCCCAAAUUUCCUCAGUAG
Molecule: messenger RNA, 618 nt
Organism: Phycomyces blakesleeanus NRRL 1555(-)
Lineage: Eukaryota; Fungi; Mucoromycota; Mucoromycetes; Mucorales; Phycomycetaceae
Exons: 6
Coding region: 1-618 (205 amino acids)
Source: RefSeq, a predicted model, not a curated record